This is a messenger RNA of Sitophilus oryzae (rice weevil), 4352 nucleotides long. It is a transcript of the gene Ask1, whose product is annotated as mitogen-activated protein kinase kinase kinase 15. The record is from RefSeq and is a predicted model, not a curated record. Gene Ontology annotation, molecular function: protein kinase activity; ATP binding. Lineage: Eukaryota; Metazoa; Arthropoda; Insecta; Coleoptera; Curculionidae. Gene Ontology annotation, biological process: protein phosphorylation; MAPK cascade.
AAAAUAAAUAUGUAUUUUUUAUACCAAUAUUUUUAGUUAAUGGUUAUAUCAUACUGUAGCUAAUAAAAUAAAGACUAAAAUAUCCCUUCGACACUAACAGGUCAAUAAAAAAUGCUAUUUUAAUGAUUUAAAUAUUUGUAGCACAAUAAAAAAAAGUUGGCAACAUGGCACAAUAAUUUUUUAAAGUGAGGUUCAGGGAGAUUUAUUUACUAUAUUAUUUAUAUUUUAUUUUGUUUUAAAUCAGUUUUUUAGUGAUCAAACUUAAUGUAAUCGUUUAAAAACAUUCCUACAGUAAAUUACAAGUGCAAUUAUUAGUAAAAUAUAUGUUGUGACAAAGCAGAACCCAAAUGUUACUGAAUUGGUUAUCUAUUGGCAAUUGAUUACAAUCGGAAUAUGGGACUCACCUAAACUUGCCAGGGGGGACAUAAUAGUCUAUAAUAUCUGCCCAUAUAUACUUACCUACCAAGCUACAAAGUCUCAACAAUAAUUCUAUUUUUUUCAUCCCAGUAUAACUCAAAUUAGCACAAUGCCGGAAAUAGACUCAGAGUGCCGCAGUACUACUGAUAGUAUUGGUUCGCACUCUGACGUUUCUACGCUCACAAUGCAAACCAACAACACCAACAUAGCGAAACCUCGUAUGGAAGUGGUAUGUGUCAUAGAUAUUUACCAAAACGAGAAUUUAGCUAGUAGAAAAAGGGCUCUUGACGAAGUUAAGUUAGCUUGCGCACAAAUAGGUGCCGGUUUGAGUCAUAUACAGUUCGAAAAAUUGGACUUUGGCGAGACUAACGUAGUAAGCACUUUCUACAAUGCCGACGUCGUUAUUAUCGACUUAUCCCUGUCUAUUCAACAAACAAGUCUGAUAUAUCAUCUAGGUGUGAGAGAAAGCUUUAAUAUGAAGCAAAAUAUUCUUCUGUAUAAUGAUAUUAACACUGAAGUAACAGUAAAACUUAAAUUAUCAUGUUCCAACUACACUUUUCUAUCAUAUAAGCUUUGUGAAGCUUCUGGUAUGAUAGUAACACCUAGCGAAAGAAGCGAAGAACAAGAAGUUUUAUCUCUAAGGCUUAAAAAACUUCUUCAGGAAGUUGAGAUUCAAAGCAAGGCCCACAUGAAGGAGAAAUUUUUAGUCGAUCUUAAGAAGAUUAAUGAACAGGCAUCGGGUCCCGAGAAGCUAGAAGCUCUACAGAAAAUCGUCAAGAGAUUAGAUGAUCCUAAUAUCCUGUCGGGAGAUGUUGUAUUAAAUAUAUUAUUAAGUUUCCGAGAUAUUCAGGGUUAUGAAUCAAUGAUACAUCUUGUGGAGGAUUUAAAGACAGUGCCAGCUGCUCAGAAAUAUCUAAAUUCGUAUAUUAUAUUUUUAUACGCUUUUGCUUUAAAUAGAAGAAAACAUGAUGGUGAUAGAGAAAAAGCUUUGAAAGUUUGUAUCAAGGCUCUGGCUACACGAGAAAAUAAUUUUCCCGAUAUGUUGUGUUUGUGUGGAAGGAUAUAUAAAGAUAAAUUUACUGAGUCAAAUUAUACCGAUAAGGAGAGUUUGAAUCAAGCUAUUCAUUGGUACAAGAAAGGAUUUGAAGUGCAGCCCAACGAAUAUGCUGGCAUAAACUUAGCAACUUUGCUUGUAAUAAAUGGUGAAGAAUUAGGCAAAUCUAAUGAUUUACAGCAUAUCGCUAUUACGUUAAACAGUUUAAUUGGCAAGAAAGGCAGUCUGUCAUCUCUAAAAGAUUAUUGGGACGUGGCCACGUUUUUUGAGAUUUCAGUUCUGGCACAAAACUAUUCCAAUGCGAUACAGGCAGCUGAAAAUAUGUUUAGACUUAAGCCUCCCGAUUGGUACUUGAAAUCUACUAUAGGAAAUAUUCAGUUAAUUGACCGGUUUCGUAAAAAAAGGGAUGAUGAUUUUACGGCGGAAGAACAGAUUUUUUAUUUCUGGAUGGACUUUUUUAAUCAAGCGACGAUUUCAGCACAAGAAGUGCCUUCGGGCGGUCGAUUUCCCGUACUAAUUUUCGAGCCCAGCAAAGAAUAUCUACCUAGCCACGUAUGGAUCAAUUUGGGAGCCGAACCCGAGACACUACAAGUCACCAACGAAUGUUUAAAACGAUUAAAAGGGCACUGUACUGAGAUACACAACUGGGAAUUUGUUGCAGAUGAUAUUCGUAGUUUUAGCCUAAACACUCAAGAUGAUCGAUCGCUUUUUCUAUAUGUUUCUGCCAUAUCUGACUGCUUUCAAAUAUUUUUUCCUUCCGAGGCAUGCAGAGGCGUAUUUUAUGAACUUCUAAAAAAUUUAUCAAACUAUGAAGAACGGGUUUUGGAACCUGAGCGUCCUCAAGAGAUUAAAUACGAAUAUGAUUGUGACGAACAGGGUAGAAAACGAAUUCUAGGAAAAGGCACGUAUGGAGUAGUAUACGCAGCUCUAGAUAAAACAAAGCAAGUAAAAAUAGCGGUUAAAGAAGUACCUGAAAAGAACCUUGGAGCUGUACAACCUUUACACGAAGAAAUAAGAGUCCAUUCUCAACUGAGACAUAGAAAUAUCGUGCAGUAUCUAGGUUCAUUGUCAGAAGAUGGAUUUUUUAAGAUUUUUAUGGAACAAGUUCCAGGAGGAUCCUUAAGCGCUCUGUUAAUAUCGAAAUGGGGAUCGCUUCAAAAGAAUGAACCAGCUAUGGCGUCAUACACCAAACAAAUUUUAGAGGGUCUCAAGUACCUUCAUAGUCACAGAAUUGUACAUAGAGAUAUAAAAGGAGAUAACGUGUUAGUGAAUACGUACAGUGGCGUAGUUAAAAUAUCGGAUUUCGGAACGUCAAAGAGACUAAUUGGAUUAUGCCCUAGUGCCCAAACGUUUACCGGUACCCUUCAAUAUAUGGCUCCAGAAGUAAUAGACAGAGGCCAGAGGGGAUACGGUGCUCCCGCUGACAUUUGGUCUUUGGGUUGCACUGUAGUAGAAAUGGCAACAGGGAAACCCCCGUUUAUAGAAUUGGGAUCUCCACAGGCAGCUCUUUUCAAGGUGGGAUAUCACAAAGCCCAUCCUGAAAUCCCGGAAUUGUCGGAAAAGGCAAAAACCUUUAUUUUAAGAUGUUUCGAAUCUAGUCCGGAUAACAGGGCCACCGCUACAGACCUUUUAGAAGAUCCAUUUCUAGGUACCGAUCGUAAGAAAUCGGUACGUGUAAAUAUAGAGUAUAACAGAAGCGUGUCUGCACCAGUGGGCCCCAAGAAGGUAACUAUUUGUUCCGGUCAAUCCAGUCAAACACCAACUACGCCAGAUUCGGACAUACCUUAUACGCCUUCGCUAGAUUGUAGUGAAUCUGGAACGGACAUUGUAGAACGACGGAAUUCAUCAGGAACGCCACUGUCACCGGAAGCGGAUAUAGGGACGGAGUCAGAUGGAUUUUACUUACUCAAAAAGGACUCACAAAGAAGGACGACUUUGGCCAAAGUAUUAGAAAAUGACGGUCCUAGAAUUUGCGAGUUAUGGAUGCAAAAAAUUCGAGAUGAGUACUUAGGCCAAACCGUUUUAACGCCGGAACAUCUACGCACUUUACUAGACGGUUUAAAAGCGCAUUUAAUUGAAUCUCCAAUGAAUGUAUUGGAGAAGACUAUUAAACAAGUUAAAGAGGAACUGGAUUAUGACAGUGCCGCAAUACAUCAACUCCAGUUUGCGAUCUAUUUGUACCAAGACUCGGUAAAUGAAGUACUCAGACAUCAUCAAAUUAAACCUCACUGGAUGUUUGCUUUAGACAAUUUAGUCCGAGCUGGAGUCCAAGCUACAAUCACAAUUCUCUCACCAGAAUUGGGAGAAAACCUUGCAACACAUGGUUCUGUUACCACAACGAAAUCAAGUAAAACAACUGAAACUUUCGAUGUUAGCGAGAGAGGCGACCAUUCGAAAUUGUGCCACAGUUGUACAGAAGAACUUAAACAGAUCGUGGUUAAAGAGUUUCAAGAAAUACUAAAACAACAAUUGGACUUGCUUACAGUCAGCUUACAAAAUUGCGAGCAUGUUCAUGACGAUAUCGAGGAAGAUUCUAGACUAGCGCAUUGGUUAAGUGGUCUAGGUAUCAGUGAGAAUGCACAAAAAAAGGUGCUGUGUCAAGGUUACACGUUGGACGAAGUUUUAUAUGAUAUUACGAGAGACGACAUAAGAAAAAUCAAAUUAUUAGGGGCUCACGAACUGAGAAUUUGGAAAGCUAUAAGUUUGUUUCGACAGAAAAGUGCGGAAAAAGUAUUAAAUGUUAAAAAUCACUUGCCAGCAACUGUAUAAAGAAUUUUGAAUUAAUGUACUUUAUUUUUUUGCCAGAAAAUAUUUUUUUUAAGUUUUAUCUUAUUGUAUAUAAUUUUACAGAAAGAUUUCAUUAUUUUUGGAAUAAUUGAAA